AAUUACCACCUACUCCAUACGGCUACCAGUCGUCUUGUUGCGCAAGGCUCAGGACAAAUUCAACUGUGGCAGUUUCUUCUGGAGCUGCUGAGUGAUCGAAGCAACUCUUCGUGCAUUGCAUGGGAGGGCACAAAUGGCGAAUUCAAACUCAACGACCCAGACGAAGUGGCACGGCGGUGGGGAGAACGCAAAUCCAAACCAAAUAUGAAUUACGACAAACUAAGCCGAGCGCUCAGGUACUACUACGACAAGAACAUCAUGACCAAGGUGCACGGCAAGCGCUACGCCUACAAGUUCGACUUCCACGGGCUGAUGGCCGCGUGCCAGGCGCAGGUGCAGGGCUCGGGCUGCGGGGGCGACGCCUUCGCCAAGUUGCACCACCAGGGGGAGCUGAGCCCCCCGCUGUACCCCGUGCACGCGGCGGCAGCGGCUGCGGCGGCGGGGGCCAAGCUGCCGGCGCUCAUGCAGCCCCCGCCGCCCUUCCCCGCGCCCUCCUACUGGACGUCGGCGGCGGCGUCGGUGGCGUCGGCGGCGUCCGCGGCGUCCGUCGCCUCCGCCAGCCUCUCCUCCAUCUACUCGGCGGCCGCCGUGCCGCACUCGUCCGCGCGCUACCCGUACCCCGGCGCCGGCACGCCC
Molecule: messenger RNA, 636 nt
Organism: Gryllus bimaculatus (two-spotted cricket)
Lineage: Eukaryota; Metazoa; Arthropoda; Insecta; Orthoptera; Gryllidae
Source: the annotation of a GenBank genome assembly